UGAUAAUGGAUUUGUAGUCAAUGAAUAAACCGAGACCACAGCCAUGAGAACGUGAUCUUGCGAUUACUUGCUGGACCGUUGAAUGUCUGUUGUAGUGACGUAGCUGGUGAUUGGCCGUUGAGCUCGAUCUUAGCGGCAUCCGCGGUCGGUCGACCUGGUCAAUGGAAAGCUGGCCUCAAGCAAACAAUAUCACCACAACACCCGUAGCGAGCGUUCUCUACCUGUGUUUGCACCUGUGAAAUGUCGCAAUGACCGUUUCCACCUCGACACAUAUUCACAUCCUCUUACCAGAAAGAUGAGGCCACGAUGGCAGCGGCUCGUACCGCUCUUCUUUGUACUGUAGUCAUACUAUCGACGUUUCUCGCCUUCACAACGGCGCAGUACGGCGGUAGUGACCAUGCGCAAGCACAACAGAAACCGCUAGGCAGGAGCUCUGCGCCUUCAGGAACGGCACAGGCGGGUGCACAGCCAGCAUGGAAGUCGGGAUGGGGCACCACAGAAGAGGAGGAAAGUCAGGGCAAGAGAAAUGUUGCAUUCGAAGAGGCAACUUCGCUGCUCCACAAGGUCAAACCAGCGGCGGCACCUUGGUGGAACUUCGAUAAGAAUGCGGGUAUCGUAGGAGCAGGCGCAUACUAUGCGAAGGAGUUGUUCUUCCUACUCUUCAUGAACGGACCCGCCGAACCCCAGCCUUUUACGACCGAUCCGCAACCGAAGAAGCUUAGCCAGCCUCUGUCGCAAGUUGUCAAGCUGCUGGAAGAUGCAGCGGCGCAGAAGGACGCAGAUGCGAUCUUCACACUUGCAGAACUAAACUUCUACGGCAACUACUCGCAUCCGCGCAACUACUCUGAAGCUUUUCGACGAUACCACGAAUUGGCGACGCUCAAUGGAAACGCCUCGGCGCAGCACAUGGUUGGGUUCAUGUAUGCUACUGGCAUUGGAGGCGCAGUGCAGCAGGAUCAGGCAAGAGCUAUGCUAUACCAUACCCUGGCAGCAGAGGGCGGUGACGUGCGAUCAGAAAUGACCAUUGCGUACCGCCAUUCAUCUGGGAUAUCGACACCACGAAACUGCGACGAAGCUGUGUACUUCUACCGAGAGGUCGCCAGGAAGGCUAUCGCAUACGUGCGGUCUGGACCACCAGGCGGACAUUCGAUGCCGCGGGAAUCUUUCAGAAUCGCUGAUGAGGAGGGCGGUGUCUAUGGCGAGGGCGCAAGUGCAAGUAGCUCAGGAUCAAACGCCAAAACGGGCAGUGUCCACUCGGACGCCUACUCUUCCCUGGAUGAUGUGGUCGAGUACAUGGAUCUCCAAGCCAGGAAGGGCGAUGCGAGAGCAAGCUUCAAUCUGGCUAAGCUGAACUACGAUGGUGCUAGAACCUCGAAACGAGACUUGCCAGCCGCAAAGAAGCGAUUUCUGGAGCUCGCUCGUAUGUACUGGGAUAAGAACGGCAAGACAAAGCAGGGUGUGUCACCGCUUACUGAGAAGUUGGCGGCCAAGGCGGCUGGGUACUUGGGUCGUAUGUUCCUACGGGGUGAAGGCAUGCCUCAGAGCUUCGACAUUGCCAAGACGUGGUUCAGGCGUGGCAUUGAGCACGGCGAUGCGCUCUCACAGUACUCGAUGGGCAUCAUGUACCUGAAGGGACUUGGUGUACCGGAAAACGCCGUCAAGGCUGCUGAGUUGUUCGGCGCUGCCGCAGAUGACGACCUCGCGGUGGCCCAGGUCCGUCUAGGUGCGCUUUUCCUGGACCAGGGUGACGUCCCUACAGCGAUGAAGUACUUUGAGUUGGCAGCACGACAUGGACAUCUCGAGGCCUACUACUACCUGGCCGAGCUCGCACACCACGGUGUUGGCCGCGACAAGUCCUGUCAUGUUGCUUCUGCUUACUAUAAGAUCGUCGCAGAGAAAGCGGAGCUCAUCUCGACAUCCUUCCCUGAGGCAAAUGAGGCCUAUGCCAACGGAGAUCUUGAGACAGCGCUUGUCCGUUACAUGAUGGCUGCCGAACAGGGCUUCGAAGUCGGGCAAGCCAAUGUCGCAUAUUUGCUCGACCAGGUCAAGCCCAAGCUCACUCUUGGCUCACUUAUUCCCUUCAUGCAGAAGAAAGCUAGUCUUGCCAGUGACGCCGUCCUGGCAUUGAUCUACUGGACGCGCUCUGCUGAGCAGAAGAACGUCGACUCCAUGGUCAAGAUGGGCGACUACUACCUACAAGGCUUCGGAACACCUCCGGACCAUGAGAAGGCAGCUGCUUGCUACCAAGCUGCGGCUGAGACUCUACGAAGCGCGCAAUCCAUGUGGAACCUGGGCUGGAUGCAUGAGAACGGCAUCGGCGUCGAUCAGGACUUCCAUCUCGCAAAGAGACACUACGACCUGGCGCUCGAAACCAACCCUCGCGAGGCACAUCUGCCAGUCCUGUUAGCUUUGUACAAGCUUAGGUUCCGCAGUUGGUGGAACACCAUCACCAACGGGAAGAUCAAGUCCAUCCAGGACGAGCCCACCGUCAAGAAAGACUUCUCCCUCUCCGAAUGGCUCAGCGCCUUCCUCGAAGCCGAACUCGCCGGCUGGGAUGACUACGAGCCCGACGACUACGAAGACCACAUUGACGGCGGCGACGGCUACUACGGCGACGAAAUCGACUCGGACAUCCUCGAGUCGCUUGUCAUUCUUGCGCUCAGCGGUGCUUUGGCGUUCUUGCUGUAUUAUCGUGCGCAGAGGCAGAGACGACAGGAAGAGGAGAGGCAGAGACAGCAGUUGCAGCGUCUGCAGGCGAAUGGUCUGGCGCCUGUUGCGCCAGCUGCGCCGCUGCCAGGUGGGCAGCAGGAUCAGGGGUUUCGGCCGAAUGAUAUGUUUUGGGCUGGUGGUGGGGCUGGGCUGUGAAGGAUGUGUGGGAUGGGGGUAUUGCAUGGCAUGGCGUUAUGGUGGCAUUAUGAGUGUUUUCUGAGGUCGGGACGAUGUACUAUGGCAGUUUGUAUCUAGAACUAUAGGUGUAUACAUCACGUUUGACG
This is a messenger RNA of Macroventuria anomochaeta, 2993 nucleotides long. RefSeq names its product HCP-like protein. Gene Ontology annotation, biological process: ERAD pathway. Bases 307 to 2865 code for a protein of 852 amino acids. The transcript is spliced from 3 exons. The record is from RefSeq and is a predicted model, not a curated record. Gene Ontology annotation, cellular component: endoplasmic reticulum membrane. Gene Ontology annotation, molecular function: protein binding. NCBI's taxonomy places the organism in Eukaryota, Fungi, Ascomycota, Dothideomycetes, Pleosporales, Didymellaceae.